This is a messenger RNA of Onychostoma macrolepis, 1009 nucleotides long. RefSeq lists its product as uncharacterized. NCBI's taxonomy places the organism in Eukaryota, Metazoa, Chordata, Actinopteri, Cypriniformes, Cyprinidae. Gene Ontology annotation, molecular function: DNA binding. Bases 110 to 1009 code for a protein of 299 amino acids. Gene Ontology annotation, biological process: DNA integration. The record is from RefSeq and is a predicted model, not a curated record. The transcript has a single exon.
UCUAGGGCUCCCUGCCCAGCAUCCAUCUUCUUCCUCAGGUCUAAUCCACUUGCCAGCCCAUUCUCUUGCCACAGCAUUCGUUCUUCCAACUCCUCCCAACACAGUCGCCAUGGAUCCACCUCCAGUCUCAUCUCACCUCCGUUCCCUAAUUCUAUCAGAAAUUCAGAACAUUGGCCCCGGAGGCAGACUCCAACCCAACUCCAGUUCCUCCUUAUUCAGAACUCAUAUUCCUCUAGACCACCCCCUCAGUCACAUCCAUACCCUUUCUAUCAAUACCAUUUUACAAGCCAUUUCUCCCAGAACACUCCAAACCUACUGGACAGCUUGGAGUUCCUUCAAAAUCUUCCACAGAGCCCACAACUUGGUUUUCCCUGAGUUCUCCCUCCUCUCUAUAUCUUCCUUCAUCACUUACUUACAUCAUACCAAUUCAAUUAAACCAGGAUCCAUCAAAGUCUACCUCAGCGGCAUUCAUUUCUUUUAUAAGCUCAUCCAUGGCCAACAAUGCCCUAACAUUUCAAACCCUCAGAUCUUUCUCCUCAUCAAAGGUUUACAAAAAACCAACCCCCCCGGUCCAGACACCAGACAACCCCUAACCAUUGACUUCCUCAGCAUCUGCCUAACUACUCUACAUUCAGGUUCAUUUUCCCCUAACAAAAUAAGAACCCUAGAUGCCAUUUUCAAUCUGGCUUUCUUCGUCUUCCUCAGAGUCUCAGAAUUCACCACCAACUCAAACUUCAACCCAGCCAUACAUCCUACAUUCUCCGACCUUCAAGUAGUAAACCAUGACAUCAUUCGUUUCAACAUCAAAACAAGCAAAACCGAUCAAAUGAAACGCGGCCAUUCAAUCUUCAUUUUCAAUUUGCCAACCCCCAUCCAACCUUAUCAGUCCAUAGCCCCUUUCCGUUCACCCUAUGUCCACUUGCUGUCUCAAAUUUAUUCUGUUCUUUUUAGGGGUUUAUCAGAGCUCAAAUCAUUUCCUAAUGAUUAUAUGGGCAAACAAACUCGUUAA